AUGUAUCUGCCGUCGGAAGGUCGGGAGGAUAUCGUGGCGAAAGUCUGUGAAUCUGGUUCGAAGACGUUGGCGAGUGUGCGGGAGGAUAAAGCGGAGGUAGUUAAGGGUGGUACGGAGUCGGAGGAGGGAGCGAGGUGGCGGACGGGUAGAAGGUGGGCGAGCCAGCACGCGGAAAAACUACGGAGUAUAUGGAACUGA
Messenger RNA from Histoplasma mississippiense, 198 nucleotides. RefSeq lists its product with no specific name. The record is from RefSeq and is a predicted model, not a curated record. The transcript has 2 exons. NCBI's taxonomy places the organism in Eukaryota, Fungi, Ascomycota, Eurotiomycetes, Onygenales, Ajellomycetaceae. The coding region runs from base 1 to 198 and encodes 65 amino acids.